Messenger RNA from Lycium barbarum (goji berry), 1173 nucleotides. RefSeq lists its product as uncharacterized. Gene Ontology annotation, molecular function: catalytic activity. The record is from RefSeq and is a predicted model, not a curated record. The transcript is spliced from 3 exons. NCBI's taxonomy places the organism in Eukaryota, Viridiplantae, Streptophyta, Magnoliopsida, Solanales, Solanaceae. The coding region runs from base 1 to 1173 and encodes 390 amino acids.
AUGGAACCUUUUCAAAGUGCAGAUACCAUUAAUACUUACAGAGGUAGAUUGGGUUAUCAAAAUUCAUAUAUGAAUAGGUCAGGAAAGAUAUGGAUUUUCUGGGCUGAUGAAUGGCAAGGAUUGAUAGUAGCAGACACAGACCAACAAGUUACUUUGAAGAUGAAUUUGAUGGGAAAUGGACAGGAGUUUUUUAUCACCACAGUCUAUGCAAAAUGUGAUGAAAAAGAGAGAGAAGAACUGUGGGAUUCUUUGACCCUUAUGAUUCCAGAUAAUAGUAAUCCUUGGUUGGUUGGAGGUGAUUUUAAUGUCAUUUUGUUAGAACAGGAAAAGCAAGGAAGACUUCCAGUGACUGUGCAAGAAACAAUGGAUUUUGUUCAAUGUAUUCAAAGUUGUGGAUUAAUAGACAUGGGGUUUACUGGCAGUAGGUUUACCUGGUGGAAUGGAAGAACACAAGAGGGUUGCAUUUUCAAGAGGCUUGAUAGAAUACUAUGUAAUCAAGAUUUUUUGAAUGUCAAGCCAAAUUCACAAGUGCAUCACUUAAUCAGGAAGGGGUCAGAUCAUGCCCCUCUUCAUUUAAACUGGCAUGCUGAUUUUGAGGGUAAUCCUUUCUUUACUUAUCAUCAUAAACUGAAGAAAUUAAAGAAGGCUUUAUCUCAGUGGAGUAAAGAUACAUGUGGAGAUAUUUUUCAGCAGAUUUCUACACUAGAGGAUACUAUUAAAAUAAAGGAAUUACAGUUUGAAUUGGCACCUACUCUUACAAACAGGGAGGAACUUCAUAAAGAGCAGGCUGAACUGUGUAGAUUUCUUUAUUUGGAAGAAGAAUAUUGGAAGCAAAAAGCAGGAAUGAAAUGGUUUAAAGAUGGGGACAGGAGCACUAAGUUUUUCCAUUCCUAUGUUAUAGGGAAGAGAAAGAAAUUAGCAGUGCAAAGGAUUCAAAAUCAAAAUGGGGAUUGGCUUACCUCUAUUGAAGAUAUGGGAAAUGAAGCAAACCAUAGAUUAGAGCAACUACCUGAUAAAGAAGAAGUUAGAAAGGCAGUUUUCGGUCUUAAUGUAGAAAGUGCAAGUGGUCCAGAUGGUUUUACAGGACAAUUCUAUCAGAAAUGUUGGGAUAUAGUAGGAGAUGCCUUUACUUUAAUGGCGAGGUCAUUUUUCUGUGGUUAUGAAAUUCCAUAA